Molecule: messenger RNA, 10177 nt
Organism: Monomorium pharaonis (pharaoh ant)
Lineage: Eukaryota; Metazoa; Arthropoda; Insecta; Hymenoptera; Formicidae
Exons: 16
Coding region: 1246-7458 (2070 amino acids)
Biological process (GO): microtubule-based movement
Molecular function (GO): ATP binding; microtubule binding; microtubule motor activity
Source: RefSeq, a predicted model, not a curated record
GGAGUAACCGAACGGGAACCGAACGCGAGGCAGUGCACGCGCAGCCGUCGAGACGCGCGCAUCUCGUGUGUGCGUGCCUCGUAUCCGAUACUCGGGGUAGCCGGAGGAGAGGGAGAAGCCCGCGAAACCGAGAUCAACACACGGGCACUGCAGCGCGUUCGGGUCCCGCGGUCGCAUCCACUGAUAUAAUCGAGGAGGUCGCAGCUCUCUCGAAUUACCGGCGCAGCACGCGACACGAUCAAUCUCAAGCGACACGAGUGUCCAACGGUUUUUUUACGUUUCAAUUUGACGCUCUCUCUCUCACUCGGAGUGCUGAAUGUCAUGAGUGUCUGGCCGGCGCGGCCGGAGCCUCGAAGGGAACCUUUGGUCGGCUUAGGAGAAGAAGGAGAGUACACGAAACCACGCACGUUUCUUCUCUCGAGUGGAAAUUCCGUUGUCCGUAGUGUCACGUGAUUUCCCGGAAUACUCGCGACUCGCGUGAAGUGCGCCGCCAGUGAGACUGGUACGUCCGACCGUGGUGUGAAGCUAGUGAGAGCCGUCCGCCCGGAGAAACGCAUUAUCAUCGGCGAGACGCCGAGAGGGAACAGGGUGGAACGAUGAUCUCGGUGCUUUCAUUAAGGACCCGAGACACUUUCGUGCCGUCGAUCUCCUUUGGCCCGCGAUUGUAUCGCGUCGCACGCGCUACUUUCGCGGCGCGUUGAAAAAAAGUGCACCGGGCGAGCGUGCGUGUCCUCCGCCGAAUUCUCGCGUCGACCGCGUAACGGAUUUCGGACUCGCGCGAAUUGACGAUAACGCGUGUGCGUGUGCGCGUGUGUGUUUCUUCAAGCUUGCCUCCUUCGGCGACGAGCGGCGCGUACCGCGGGUCAAAGUGCGCGUGGGGUGGUCGAGGACCUACGCGUGAUCGUCCGUGAGCUGCGCGUUCGCCCCGUCGAUUUCGACGGCGACGUCGGGCGUUAUUUUGGCGCGAAAUCGGCCGCCCGAGAUUCGAAUUCCCGCCGCGUUCGGGCGCGCUCCGAUUAAUAUUCCCGUAUACGCGGAAUAAUCCGCGAAUCACGCGAAUUCUCGUCCAAGUGUGUAGAGAGCGGCCGCGAGUGACUCGUCAGCGAUGUGUCGGCGUGGGACGAGGGCGCCGCGGAUGGAGGAGGAGGAUCUAACGAUCGAUCAUGUGGCGUCUCGUCGUUGCCUCGGACGCAGUUAAGCUGCUCCUCUUCUGCUACGUCGAAUCCGCGAGUUUCGAUAUAUACUAUGGAGGUGCGAACAGAAAGACUACGGACCGCUGGUCGAAUAGCACCAACCGGAAGAGUAACACCGACGGUGCAUCAAACUGGUGGAGGCCGAAGAAAGGCCAUACCAGUUCCACCACCAAGAGUACCGACUCCCAUGCCCAUCGCGAAUAAUAAUCAACAAAAGAACAAUGCCAACGUUGUCGUCCCGCCCACGGUAUCGGCCGUGUCGAAGAAAGAGCCGCAGGAGAACAUUGCCCGGAUAGCGAAACGGUACCUCGACGAUAACAUGCAGCAGGCGUGGAUCAAUCCUCGUCUAAUAUCGAUGAUAAAUAUGGAAGCGGUGACCUCGUCUGAUUACAACUCCGCGAAUCUCAGCAGGAAUUUUAAUCAGGUCGGUUUCAACACCUAUAAUUACUCACAGUUUGAAGAGAAGUAUAAACCGCGGCAAAUUUUCAAAUACGGCGAUGAGUACCUCGAGUACGGGCAUAGGUCCGGCGGCAACGAGAGAUUCGCGCGAACUAAGUACCAGGACGGUCUGAGGUACGAUCAGCGAUAUUCGCGCAGCCAUUCUCAGCCUGAACGACAGCAACAUGUGUCCCAGGAGAUGCGCUCGAAGUCCCAGGAUUCCCGCGAGCUCACGUUCUAUGAGAUAGACCCGCCUGUGAAGUCGGAAAAUCCACGGCAACAUGACAAGCCGCAUCAGAAGCCGAAGAAGGAGCUGACCUUCUACGAGAUCGACGGAUUUCCGUCCGGUCAGGAAAAACGGGAUAAGUCCGAAGUGUGCAGGGAGCGUACCGAUAAGAGCGCCAAGUCCCACGACAAGGCUCACGCUGACGUUCAGGAGAGGCAGACCGCGAAGCACGGCAGGCAGGGCCACCAGGAGCAGCAGAAGGCGCUGACGAACGCGUCAACGUCGGACUGCUAUCAGCUAAACCGGUCGCAGUCAGAUCUCACGGAUUGUCAAUUGCCGAAUUACUCCGGGCACCGGAAUAAUCCGUACAUCGAUCCGCCCAAGUAUCGACAGUUCGACAGGCCGCCGCGGUAUCCGGAGGUCCCGCUGAAAUCGGAACCGCCGCCCAAGUAUCACGCCGAACCGUCCAAGUACGUCGAGAUGUCCAGACGGCAGGAUGACUUUAAGAAGAUUCAGGAGGAGAGAGGCAGACGACAAAGUGGCAGCGGCGGCGGGAUCGGGGGCAGCGGCAUCAGCGGCGGUGGUGGCGGCGGCGGCGGCGGUAAUUCCAGCGCAGGAAGGGGGAACAUCGGUACUCAUGGCGCCGAGACGCCCUCUAAUCUGGCCAGUAUCACGCCGACCGCGCGAGAAGUAACACGCGCCGCGAUCGCGCGACAACGGCUCACCCAUAAGACGUGUGACGCGCGCAGUAACGGCAACAACAAUAACAACAACAAUAACAACAACAGCAAGGAGAACCUGUUGCAGGAGACUAGUGUUGAUUGCGAAGCCCGAUGUCAUAUUGAACCCCCAUUAAAGGGUCAUCAUCAUCAUCACCAUCAUCAUCAACAACAGCAGCAGCAGCAGCAGCAGCAGCAGCAUCAUCAGGUCCGCGGAAUCGGUGGUAGCAACGUUGCUGGUGGUCUCAUCGGUAAUGUCUUCCUGGACAGUGGUGUCGGCUCGUACGGCGAGAUAACAAGUACGUGCGACAAGUACAAGGGCACCGGGUCGGAGUUGAAUCGGGGCGGCGACGCGGUUCAAGGUCGCCCGAGUGAGAGAUCCAUGCUGAAGAUCGAAAAGCUAUCGGGAAAGGCCACUCUUCACGGUGGCGAGUCAGCGAUUGGCAAGUGCGGCGCGGAGAGAAUGAAGCCGACCUCGCAGGAGGUCAGCUACAACAAGCACGAGGUCGGCAAGGCCAAGGGCCACGAUAUCGGGCACGGUUACAGAGUCGAGAAUCUGCGUUACUACGGCGAGCUAAAGGGCUACGCGGAUUUCAAGGCUUACGGCGCCGUGGACAAGCAACCGACGUCCAUGCUGAUGUCCGCGCACGACAAGUCGCAUCUUCUACACGCGUCCACCGCGUGCGAGAAGGGCGACAAGUGUCACGGCAAGGCGCCGUCUUCGUCCGCGCAGGGCUAUAGUCUGGCCAAGAUUGGCCAGCAACAGGCGGAGAAGAGCCAUCACGGCGGCGAUCACUACUACCACAGAUCGUCGCACUCGAAGCCGCCGAACGUGUAUCAGGUGUACCAGGAGACCAAGUACUCGUACAGCGUGAGCGGGGUGCCUGGGACGCCGGCGCAGGCCAGCGCAGCCGCGGCCUUCUUCGCAAGGGCAGCACAGAAGUUGAAUCUGUCGUCGAGCCCGCAUCGGAGACGACGCUCCGGCGACGAAAACAUCGGGUCUGACGAGUUGCCCAUUUUUCCCAAUGGAUACGCCGCGCUCCUUCUCAAGUCACCACCUCCGGCACCGCCCGCCCUUCUCAGGAGGAUAGGCGUAAAGGAGCUCACCGGAGUCGGCAAGGUCAAAGUUAUGCUGAGGGUAUCACCCGGGGACGGUGGUAGCUUCUUCAAUGCGGACAAGCGCAAAAAGCAAGUUACAUUAGUGGACCCAACAGCCGGGCAAUCUUCGUCGGCGGAAGAUCGACGACCUACUGUGGCGGCGCCAAAGAUGUUCGCGUUCGACGCCAUCUUCACCGAGGAAGACUCUCAAACCGAGAUCUGUUCGAGCGCUCUUACAGAUGUAAUUCACGCGGUCAUCAAUGGAACGGACGGCUGUCUAUUUUGUUUCGGACACGCUGGUUUGGGUAAAUCUCACACCAUGCUGGGAACUCCGGAGGCCGGUCACACACUGGGAGCGAUUCCUUGCGCCAUAGCGUGGCUCUUCCGUGGAAUUUCGGAGCAACGACAGAGAACCGGCGCCAGGUUCAGCGUCAGGGUCAGCUGCGUGGAACUGACCACCGGCCAGCAACAACUGAGGGACCUGCUUGCGGCGCACGCGAACGACUCUGAACAAUCGCCGGCCGUGUACCUCAGAGACGAUCCGCUGUUUGGUACUCUUCAACUGCAGCAGCACAGCGAGCUCCGUGCGCCGACGGCGGAACGCGCGGCAUUCUACCUCGACGCGGCGGUCGCUGGCCGUCAACGGGAGGAUGGCGACGCGCAUAUGCUCUACACGCUGCACGUGUACCAGUACAGCGUUGCCGGCAAGGGUGGAGUUGCCGGUGGCAGGAGCCGGUUGCACCUGAUGGAUCUGGGAAAUUCGGAUCGCGGGAAAUCCUCAGGCGGAAUUCCCCUCUCCGGUCUGGGCAACAUUCUGCUCGCGAUCUUCAACGGCCAGAAGCACUUGCCGUACAAGGAACACAAGCUGACCCAACUGCUGAAGGAGUGCCUCGGCUCUCUGACUUGUCACGCGGCCAUGAUAGCCCACGUGUCACCCAACGCUCAGCACUACACCGAGACGUUGACCACCGUUCAAUUGGCGUCGAGGAUCCAUCGGAUGCGACGCCGGAAGAUCAAGUUCGUCAGCAGCAACACGCAGGGUACCGGAAGCGGUGGCAGUUCCGGUGAAGAAGCGACUCGGCAAAAUAGCGAGUGCGACCCGAGUUCGAGCGAUUUGUCGGCUGAUACCGUGAUCUACGUCGGGCCGAGCGCCGACGACGCAACUGAUGGCGAACAUCCGCCUGUUUAUAUACCCAGCCUGAAUUCGGGUGACAAUCGUUGCGCGAUGGGCAGAGUGCUUCGCGGUUCCGCCGCCGAAAAGCCGAGCAAGUCCUCGGAGGAGCGCAGUCCGGCUCACAAGUCCUCGAAGGCGGUGAAGACGUUGACGCAGACCGCGUCGAAGCAGACCUCACCGGCGCACAGUGUGACGCCGAAAGCGAGUCCAGCCAGGAAGAACUCUUCGUCGAAAAACGCUUCGACAUCCAAGAUCGGCGAUUCACCUAGCAGUAAGAUACCAGUAGCCGCGCCAAGCGGUGGAUCCGACGAGCAAUGGAUAGACGGGCCGAGGAUCUCCAAGUCGAAGGUCGCGGAGGCGAGACAUAUGCUGAAGGAUUCUCAUCACAAGCGAGAAACAUGGAUCGACGGACCAAUGCAACUGACCGGCGCGCCGGCGUUGCAACUGCACGCGCAUCAGCACGCCUCCGGUUACGGUUUCAUGGACAGUCACAAGAAGAGCAUGAUCAGAAAGUGGGUGGAGAAUCAGUCGUCCCAAAUACAACGGGCGAAGCAUGCCGCGACGCGGCUCGAGUCCUCGAAGAUGUCGUCCGGUCAGUCAUCCGGCCAGUUUAAGGAGCUAACCCAGUUCAAAACCUGCGGUGGCGCGGACGACGACGACACAUCGUUGUCCACCGCGGAGAGCGAUAGCUUGAAGGCGAACGAGAUCGAGGACAUAACCGAGAAGCUGAGUGCCAAGCUGAAUCUACUUAAUGUCAAGUCUAACACAGAUUCGGGAUUAGAUUUGACGGCUAGCCCAGUGAUGGACGAUAGCAUCGAGAAAGGGAAACUUGACCUACCGGACGACGAAGAUGACGAUGAAGAGAUCGUCGUACCUCCUCCGCUACCACUGAUCGAGCCGCUUAGCAAUGGCGUUAGCCGAGAGGUAUCCAUGGAAAGUCUGAACCUGUCGCACAAGGACAUUGUUCUACCCUCCAGGCACUCGUUGUCCUCCGAGGAUGAAAUUUUGGAGAUUGUUGAGGUGGAGGAUUUGGAACCAGUCCCUAUGCAAGAUUCGUGUCUUCAGGUGACCGAGGAGGACAUUGCGCUCUGUAUGGGUGAGAAUCCGUUGCCCGAAAGCGAUCAGGAGGAACAUCCUCUAAGGAUUCUUAGCCAAGAGAAUCUCACUGUGGUCUCAACUUUUACAGACUCCAUGUCGGUGAUGUCGGACACGGAGAGAUACAGACCGCACUAUCCACCGCCGGUCGGCGCGGGUGUUCUGCCCAGACCGUACUUCGACCACGAAGACUUUCUCGAGCAAGAGACCAGGCACAAGUUCGAUCAGCUGGCCCGACUCCACGAGCUCUACCAAAGCAAACUCGCGCUCGCCAACGUUUCCAACUCCGUGACUUAUCAGAGAGAAAAUUCCUCCACCGUCAACGUGCGAGACGCUCCAUCAGCGACUGUCUUCCGUCCGCCGUCUCGGUGUCAAUCUUUAUCCCUUUCGGAUGUCUUGUUCAACGACAAUGCGAGCAAUCACGGCAGCAUAUACAGCGAGCCCGCGUACAUAGCCGGCAAGCCCGAUCAGGAGAAGAUCUGCGAUAAUUGUCGCCAGAGCAUGUCUAGGCCCGCCACGGCCUCCUAUUGGUAUCCUAGCAGCGUCGCUCAUCUCGCCAGUCCCAGGAGGUACUGCGGCAAGCUGGGCGAUUGCAACAUCUCCAAUCUGAGGCAUCCGGACGGUGCGUCGAAUCCCAAUUUAAAGGAGGAGAUCGAAAGGAUACCCGGAAAUGGGGCGUCCGGUUCGGAUCCCGAGGAGGAGUAUAUUGAAGCUAAGAAGCUGUUUACGGCUGCUGAGAGAUCUGAGAGAACGGUCACGGGAAAGUCUGACAUCGAGGAAGAUCUUAAAAUUCAAGGCGGAACACCGUUGCAGCUGCGAAUGCCGUCUCCGGCGCCAUCCUCCGGACGAAUGCAACGCAAGAUCCUUAGCCUUGGUUCCUCGUUCGGCCUGAACAAGGAAAGCUCCGAUUCCGGUGCAGAUACAACACCACGUGCGGCCACCAAGCUGUCGCCGGCCACGCUGUCCAGACAUCGUGCGGAGAGCUCGGGUUACGACAGUAUCGUUAGAGACAGCGAGACGAGCAGCAUCGCCAGUGACUCGUCCCGACAAACCGGCGCAUUACAGGAACAUCAAGCGGUGGAACGGCGGGCGGCAGGGUACGGGCCUCGGCGGUCGCGGGCCCAAUGCCGGGCUCAGCCGGGGCCGCCCGCGGCGUUGGCAAUUCUCGCAUAUACAGGCGAGGACGUAGACAUCUUGGACAGGCGCGCGCGGGUGCGCUCGAACCCACGUGGAACGACGUCCAGGAUACACAACCUGCGCCUGCGCCAGCGCCUUCUUAGGCUGGAGCUACGCGAUGCCAAAAGGCGCCUGAUGGUACCCGACACCCGCUGGGACUACGAUCUGUACGUGGAGGACAGUAUGGACUGGCGGGAUCCAUCGUUUUUGGAGGCCCUAACAGCUGAGACGUGCAUUUUGCAGAAGAGGGUAGAGGCAUGUAAGAGCCAUAUUCUUCUGGCCACUUGCUUCGAUUCCUGCCCUGAACAAUCGACAUCGGCCGAGAUUAAGAUCACCUAACGUAGACUCAGAUCAGCACGCAUGACCGCGUGUUGAUCACCAAUCCCGCCCACCCACCUACAAAUUUAAUCGUUGAAACGAGACGAGCGAGGUCGCCGAAUGGAAUAAAAUAAAAUUAACAGAUAAUGAUGUCGAUGUCGCUCGACUCCGUCCAAUAGUUGUUAAUGAUAUAUCGUGGUAUCACCGUCAUCGUCAUCGUACGUCAUCAUUAUUGUUAAGUCUUGUAAAACGGUACUAGGAAUAUAGUAAAGGAGAACUAAAGUUUUAUCGGGGUAUCGCACACGUACACGCACACGCACGUGUCUUAUCGGAGUUAUAUUACGGAAUUAUAACGAAGGGUGUAUUCGUGUUAGAGAUUUCGCGGUUGCUUCAGUUUCAACGAUCUUUCUCAGGAUGUGUGCGGAACGAAGAUGUUAGAUAAUUUUCGCGGUUGUUACAAUAGUGAAACGAGCCUCGGUUUCGAACGCGAUGUUUCGCCGCAUUUAUAUCGGUUUAACGUGAGAAGUUGGUGCUUUGUUUUUACGUCUAUUAUUCAUCAGAGUUAUUUAGAAACACUAUUGCUGCCAUUUUCUAUCUGAUGCCAUUAGUAAUUUAUAAGAAAAAGAAAGAUAUUUCUGACUUUUAAAGACUGUCGGUCAAUCGGCCGAACCACGUGUUAUCGGGAACAGCGACGAGUAGAACAAGCGGAUAAUGAUGCGCACAGACUUCUAUUGUCGCCCUAGACUAGGAAUAUUCGUCUCAAUCUAGAAACAAUACGACACGCGUCGAUAUUCAUAAUUCAUGUCGAUCGGGGAACAACAAUCGACCGCGGACUAAAAAGACAGUCGAGUGAAAAUCGAGAUCAUGAACAAUUGUAAAAUCAGAUAUAAUUAUCCGAGCUAUCUCACACUACCGAGAAUUUAGAUCGGCCGCAAUCUGGACGAUAAUUGCAACUGAUUAAAUUUAAUCCUUCUCUAUGUUAUCGUUAGGGCUGCGAACACGAGAGGGAAAAAAUAUCGUUAAAUGGAGUUGAUUAAUCUGAGUUGCCAAUGGAGAUCGCUCGUAAUGACGGAUAUUAAGAUAUUAGAAAUAGAUGCAGAUUUGUUCAUGAAAUCGAGCUUCGGUUUUGAGAUAAAGCCAAACGUGAGCAACGCACUGCCAAACGAGUGCAAAAAAACAAACAACCUUUUAUACAACUAACGAACAAUUGAUAAAACAAAACGCGCCGUACGUAAUGUAUCUAAUGCACGCACGUUAAUUCACGGUAUUAUCUAGUAGCUUUAAUCGUUAUCAGCAGUUACCGCACUUUGUAGAGUUCUGUAACUCACUUAGAGAGACACAAAAGAGAAUAUAUGAGAGGAAGAGAGACAGAAUGAGUGAGAGAAAGGAAGAAAGAACGUGCGCACGAAAGAUAAGAAAAGAAAUGAGAGUAAGUAUAACUCGUAAAUUUUUACUAAUCGUAAGAAACGCUCGAUUUGUGCGAGUGCUAUUGAAACUUGAUGAGAAAAGAGAGGGAGGGAAGAGGGUGGAGGAAAAGAACGAGUACCGAAAUCUCGUUUCCAACAUAAGAAUGUUACGAAGAGAGAGAACGCGGAUAGGAUAUGAGCGCAGGCGGAGAUGAGGCCGGGGAGAAUGAAAAUAGAUGGGAUGAAAAUAAAUCGGUAUGGGCGUAAUGCGAGGCAGAAAUAGAGGUAUUCUAGUUUUCUGAUGUGAGUCUCGUGAUGGACCGAUGAAUAUCGAUGGAAAACCACUCGUUUUUCUCGUCCCGAACUGUUAUAUCUUGAGGUUCGUGAUUGCAUCAUACACACAUACACGCAGAUCCAUAUUUACAUUCUGUAUUUAACAUUAAUGCAAAUAUGUAACAUUGAAUUUUUGUUGACUAUCUCUAGCAUAAUUUUGAAAAUAGCAAUCCAUACAUUGUUACGGAUUGAAAAAUUUAUUAGCCACAUUUGAUGUUAAAUACAAAAUAUAAAUGUGGACCAAAGGCACAAACGUCAUUUUCUUCACGGAUAUGUGAAAUGACGUCAGAUUGUUGAUUGGCAAAUUCGUACGUAUUCCACGGAUGGAAAGUAACGAGAUCAAGUGACGCUAAUUAAAAAGAUCUUAUAUGCUCGUUUCUCUGUGUCUCACUUAUUGACGACCAAAGAUGUGAAUUUGCCGCCGAAAUCGUUAUCAUUACUUUAUCUGUUGCUUCCUUUUGUUGAGAAUGAAUGCCCGACAUUAUUGUUGACCAGAAUGUUUGUCGCGAGAGGACCACAAUUGACAAUUUUCUGUACUAAUCGAUUACUCGAAUUGUCGCGCGAUCGGCUAUGAUAAUCAUAUUUACAAAAGUAUAGCAUUUCAUUCAUUAAUCUCCUUAAUGAGAAUUAUAUCCAGGAAACAAAUCAUUUCCACCUCCAAAUAUCAAAAGACAUCUUUAUAACGAUAAGUUUAAAACAUUAGAACAUUCACGUGUAUGAUAUUUAUUUACUUAUCGUCGCGUGUCUGACAAUGAGUUCAGUCUAAGUUAAAAGUACAUUGCCAAGAGCGUGUCAGUCCAUCUGCCGUGAAUACAAUAGUAAUAAUAACGAAUUAUAGUGAUAGUAAUUAUUAAUUGUAACUAGCGAUCUACUUCCACUUUCCAUUGGAAAAAAACACGCGUCUCUGUAUCAUAGUACUUGUAUUAUAUUUAUAUUUUAUAUGUACAAAUUAGUUAUGUAAUUUCUUGUAAUAAAGAUCAAUUUACAACGUGUAUUAUAAA